Molecule: messenger RNA, 1029 nt
Organism: Caenorhabditis briggsae
Lineage: Eukaryota; Metazoa; Nematoda; Chromadorea; Rhabditida; Rhabditidae
Exons: 6
Coding region: 1-1029 (342 amino acids)
Cellular component (GO): membrane
Source: RefSeq, a predicted model, not a curated record
AUGAAAGUCAAAUUUCGUACUGUUCUGCUUGUAUUUCUUUUCAUCAAGCUAUGCAUCCUUUUUACAGUACUCCAAGAAACAAUCGAAUCGUUAAACUCCAAUGACCAUCCUCUACUUUUUGGAACCGACGACAUCUGGCUUUUCGAUUGGAUGCAAGCGUCGGUUUCCAGUCUUUCGAUGUUGAUUGCCUUCUCUUUGAUAGCUUUUUUUGCCAUUGGUCAUACUCGGACUCGAAAGGGAUUCGUCGUGGUUGCAUUUGUGAUCAAUUUGAUUUUUGUGGUACCGUUCUACUUAUCAGGAAUUUAUUUGACAUUCCAAGACGAUCAUGGACUGAAACUAACAUCAGAAAUCAGUGAUAGCUUUCAGAAGAUUUUGGAUUUUGCUACAGUUCACAAUACAAAUUAUUCGAACCUAACCCCAACGUCUAACAAAACGAGUGCCAAAAGUUCAAGGAAUCAGACGAAUCCUCUUCCGAACGUCAAUCCGGAAAUGCUGAAACAUUUCCAAGUAGUCGACAAUAUUCAAAAAAGGUAUUGUUGUUGUGGAAUGAAUGGAGGCCAAGAUUAUGGUUUUGAAAAUGCGACAGUAGCGUCCACAGCCUUCAUUCCAUUCACUUCUAAGCUGGACAUCCGUUGCCCUCACAACUCUCACUUCAAGAAUUCGACUUGUGGAGCUACAUUCGAAAAAGGAUGUGAGGAUCGCCUGAAGAAUGUGUAUCCCACAAGAAUCCUUUUAUACUCUUGCAUUGGCACAGCAUUUUCUGUGAUCUUCGUUUUGAUCUCUCCACUGAUUUAUUCACAGUUUGAGUUGGAUCGAAGACGUGCUCGUGCAAAAUACAUUCGAGAAUGGAGACAUUCAUUGGAGACUUAUAUCAAUGAUCAUCGGAUGUGGGCACUCAGAAAAUCCAAAAACAAUCCAAUAGCCAAAAAAGAGGAAGUCAAGCAGAGUCCUGUUUCUCCAGCAGUUUCCGUCAAAACUCAAAGUCCGAAAUCAAAAGAAUCUGUGAAGAAGCAAGAGGAAAGCAAAUAA